This is a messenger RNA of Mucor velutinosus, 255 nucleotides long. RefSeq lists its product as uncharacterized. Lineage: Eukaryota; Fungi; Mucoromycota; Mucoromycetes; Mucorales; Mucoraceae. The transcript has a single exon. The record is from RefSeq and is a predicted model, not a curated record. Bases 1 to 255 code for a protein of 84 amino acids.
AUGAGGAACGAUGAUCCACGAGAAGCCAUUGGUCACAAGCAAAGCAUCAUCAAACACACCAAGCAAAAGCUGUUUCAACUCAUUGUGGAUUCCUACCGUCUGGAGCAUCGAAUCAGUGCUAAACAUGGUAUACUACAGCACAAGAGCAUCCCAUUUUAUCAAGUAAAGCAGCACAAAGAGGACAAUCGCACGGCUCGUCAUCGGGUGAAUCAAGCGGAAGAGACCAUCAUGAAUAGCAUUGACGAGAUGAAAUGA